Molecule: messenger RNA, 10798 nt
Organism: Dromaius novaehollandiae (emu)
Lineage: Eukaryota; Metazoa; Chordata; Aves; Casuariiformes; Dromaiidae
Gene: TNS1
Product: tensin 1
Exons: 30
Coding region: 666-5987 (1773 amino acids)
Biological process (GO): fibroblast migration
Cellular component (GO): focal adhesion
Molecular function (GO): protein binding
Source: RefSeq, a predicted model, not a curated record
CCCAGACCCCGCCGCGCCCCGCGGCCGGCCGGGACCUCUUGGCACGGGGAGGCGGGGGGACGAGACGUCCGCACUUUGCUGUGUUGCAGGGGCAGGCGGCGGGGGCGGGGGGGGGAUAUUUGGGCUGGGGGGGCUGCGCCCCUGGCCCCAGGCCCGGCUCCCGGUCGCCUUUAAGGGCGUUUUGGGGGAGGCGAGGGGAGCGGGCUGGGCGUGUGCGCGCCAGGCUUGGAGCGCCGCGCCGCUGGGGAGAGGGGAGAGGAGAAGAAAGAGAGGGAAGGAGCGAGAGGAGGGAGGGCAGCGGCGGAAAAAGCCAGCCGGGACCCCUGUCCUCCCCAACCCCCAACCCCCCCCCGCGCCCCCCGGCUCCCCAGCGCCCGGCGGCCCCGCGGGUGCCCGGGGGUGAGGGGGGCUGGCGGGAGCGCGGCGCCCCUCCAUCGCCGGGGUCCCGCCUGCGGGGAGCGAAACCCUUUGGCUCUCCCCCUCCCUCCCCCCCCUCCCCGCUCCCUCCCUCCCUCCUUCCUUCCUUCCUUCUCGACGCCCGUCCUGGGGAGGGAGGGGGCAUCGCCUGCAGUCCGCCUUCACGCCUGCCCGCCUCGGCGACGCUGCGCCGCCGCGCGCCCCGGCCCCCCCGCACCCCCCUCGGAUGCGGGCGAGCGGCGCCCCGCAUGGAUUUCGGGAGCGUCAUGAGCCAGGCCGCGAGCCCGUGCUCCCCCGCUGUCAGCUAUGAGCUGCCGUCCCAGGGGGAGAGCAUCACGAAGCAGGUAGACACCCUGGAUGCCACCAAAUCCCCCAGGAGCGGGCAGUCACGCCGCAAAACAUCCAGGAGCAUGAGCGUGACUGCGGCCAUGGAGAGCAGCUGCGAGCUGGACCUGGUGUACAUCACGGAGCGGAUCAUUGCUGUCUCCUACCCCAGCGCAGCCGAGGAGCACAACCUCCACAGCAACCUCCGGGAGGUGGCCCACAUGCUGAGAUCCAAGCAUGGGGACAGCUACGUGCUUUUUAAUCUCUCUGAGCGGAGACAUGACAUCAACAAACUUCACCCCAAGGUGCUGGAUUUCGGGUGGCCUGACCUGCACACCCCUGCGCUGGAGAAGAUCUGCAGCAUUUGCAAAGCCAUGGACACGUGGCUCAGCGCCGCGCCUCACAACGUGGUGGUGCUGCACAACAAGGGGAAUCGUGGCCGGCUGGGCGUUGUGGUGGCUGCCUACAUGCACUACAGCAACAUCUCAGCCAGUGCGGACCAGGCUCUGGACAGGUUUGCCAUGAAGCGCUUCUACGAGGACAAGGUGGUGCCAGUGGGACAGCCCUCGCAGAAGAGGUACAUCCAUUACUUCAGCGGCCUCCUGUCCGGCACCAUCAAGAUGAACAACAAACCUCUCUUCCUCCACCACGUCAUCAUGCAUGGCAUCCCCAACUUCGAGUCGAAAGGCGGUUGUCGGCCCUUCCUGAAAAUCUACCAGGCCAUGCAGCCCGUCUACACCUCGGGGAUCUACAAUGUGCAAGGGGACAGCCAAACAGGCAUCUGCAUCACCAUUGAGCCCGGCCUACUCCUCAAGGGUGAUAUCUUGCUGAAAUGCUAUCACAAAAAGUUUCGCAGCCCGACCCGCGAUGUGAUUUUUCGCGUGCAGUUCCACACGUGCGCCGUGCAUGACCUCGACAUCGUGUUUGGCAAGGAGGAUCUGGACGAAGCAUUUAGAGAUGAUCGCUUCCCUGAGUAUGGGAAGGUGGAGUUUGUGUUCUCCUAUGGUCCCGAGAAGAUCCAAGGCAUGGAGCACCUGGAGAAUGGGCCCAGUGUCUCCGUGGACUACAACACAUCCGACCCGCUCAUCCGGUGGGAUUCCUAUGAGAAUUUCAACAUCCAGCGUGAGGACAGUGUGGAGGGCUCCUGGGCCGAGCCGCCCCUGGCUGGCAAACCCCUGGAGAAAGAGGUUGGGCACACGCAAGGGCCCCUGGACGGGAGCCUCUACGCUAAGGUGAAGAAGAAAGACUCCCUCCACGGCAGCAGUGGUGCCGUUAACACCAACCGCCUCCCGCUCUCAGCAACACCGAAUCAUGUUGAGCACACGCUCUCGGUGAGCAGCGACUCAGGCAACUCCACCGCCUCCACCAAGACCGACAGGACCGAUGAGCCGGGGGCGCCUGGGGCACCUGGUGGCCGCACGGUGCUGAGCCCCGAGGAGAAACGGGAGCUGGACCGUCUCCUUGUUGGCUUCGGCUUGGAGAGUGCAGCACCAAUGCACAACCAUGCACCGGGCCCUGGGCCCACUCGCUUGCCCGCCAUGCCGGGCCGCCACGUGGUGCCAGCUCAGGUGCAUGUCAAUGGGAAUGCUGCACCACUGGUGGCCGAGCGGGAGACAGAUAUCUUAGAUGAUGAGCUGCCCAACCAGGAUGGGCACAGUGUGGGCAGCCUGGGCACGCUCUCCUCCUUGGAUGGCACCACCACCACCAGUGAGGCUGGGUACCACGAGGCACCCCGCGUAGGGAGCCUCUCGUCCCUGCCCAAUGGCCCUGCAAGCUACAAUGGCACUGAGAAGCUGCUCAAAGAGGGGCUCUAUGAUGCGGAGCCACUCUCCAACGGUGGCUACCCCUACAACAACCAGAACACGUUGAUGGGGCAUCACCUCCGUGACCCACUGGCUCACCUGCGGCCUUCAGCAUCCACUCAGGAGAGCCUGGCUGGCUACCCACAGAGGCAGCCAGGCUUGCCUGCCCCAGUCUGGCACCAGCCCCCGCCACUGGCCAGUGUCCAGCCCUACUUGUACAACUACGACCCUCCUGGUGCCUAUCGCUCCCAGUCCUUCCCGACGGUGGACAUGGCCAAGUAUGAGACAAACCCCACACUGCCCCAGGCCCCAGCUCGCAGCACCAGCAGCCGGGAGGCCGUGCAGAGGGGCUUGAAUUCCUGGCAGCAGCAAGGCGGGAGUCGGCCGCCUUCCCGGCAGCAAGACGGUGGCUUGGAGAGCCACAGCCCAAGUGUGUCCAGCUGCAGCCCCCAGCCCAGCCCGUUGCAGCUCGUGCCCCCGCACAGCCACAGCAUGCCUGAGUUCCCUCGGGCACCCUCCCGCCGGGAGAUCGAGCAGUCCAUCGAAGCACUUGAUGUCCUCAUGCUUGACCUCGCUCCCACUGUGCACAAGUCGCAGAGCGUGCCUGUGACCUCCCGCGAAGACAAGCCAGGGCCCCUGGUCUCCUCACUGUCAGCCCAGCCUGUCUCGGGCCUCUAUGCCCAGCCGGCUCUGCAGGUGGCCCAGCCGAGGUCCUUCGGCACCUCCUUGAGCCCCACAGUCUCUGAACCUGUGCCCAAAGCCUAUUCUCCUGUGGGUCGAGGGGCUGGGGAGCCAGACUACAUGGUGCAGGAUUACCGGGAAACCUAUUCACCCUACAGCUACCAGCCGCCUCCGGUGCCAGAGCCGAGGAGUUACAGCCAUGCCCCAGCUAGUGCCCCAGUGAGUGUCAUCCCGCUGAGCACCUCGUACAGCCCUGCAGGAUCUCAGCAGCUCCUGGUCUCUUCCCCACCUUCCCCUACAGUCCCGGCACAAACCCAGCUGCCCCCCAAGGGACUGGAGAGUUACGAAGACCUGUCGAGAUCAGCAGAAGAGCCCUUGAAUCUGGAGGGCCUGGUGGCCCACAGGGUGGCAGGCGUGCAGUCUCGGGAGAAGCCCCCAGAUGAGAGCGCCGUCCCUGCCCGCAAGCGGCCCCCCAGCGAGAGCCACUAUGAGAAGAGCUCGCCGGAGCCCAGCUCGCCACGCAGCCCCACGGUCCGCUCGCCUGUGCACAGCGUCUCGCCCGAGGUGGUCAGCACCAUCGCAGCCAACCCCGGAGGGAGGCCCAAGGAGCCUCACCUCCACAGCUACAAGGAAGCCUUUGAAGAGAUGGAGGGUGCCUCCCCCACUAGCCCACCCCCCAGCGGCGGUGAGACUUCUCCCCCCACCUCAGCCUUCCCCGUCUCGCCACAAACCCCUUACUCCAACCCCUUGCGUUCUCCACCUGGCCUGGCCAAGACCCCGUUGUCAGCACUGGGGCUGAAACCCCAUAACCCGGCCGAGAUCCUGCUGCACCCGGUGGGAGAGCCGAGGAGCUACGUUGAGUCGGUGGCACGGACAGCCACGACAGACAGAGGAGGGAGCCUGCCGACCGUCCAGCCGGAGGCCACGGAAGCACCUACCAGGAACGGCAUCUUCUCCAACUCCUUCACCACCCCCAGCCCCAUCUCCACCAGCAGCCCCAUUCACAGCGUGGACGGAGCCUCCAUCCACAGCUACCCAUCGGAGGGCAGCCCCCACGGCACGGUUACGCCUCCCCACACCUCAGCCGAAUCUACUUACCGGUCACCCGUUGCCUCCCAAAUGCCCUCUGCUCACAGCAGCUACCAAAACUCGUCUCCCUCCUCCUUCGUCGCAGUCCAAGGUGGGGCCCCGGGCCCAGCGUACAGCAGCCCUGACUACCCCGACAGCCGUGGUGGCCUCCCACCGGAUCCCCAAGCUCGGCCACAGCCACAGGUUAGCGUGGUGGGGGUCCACACGCUGUCGGGGAGCCCCCGCACCCUGCACCGGACAGUGGCUACCAACACGCCACCCAGCCCGGGCUUUGGGCGAAGAGCGGUCAACCCCAGUGUCACGGGUGCUCCUGGUAGCCCUGGCUUGGGCCGGCAUGCUGUGGCAGCCCACAGCAACCUGGCCGUGGCACCGGGGAGCCCCAGCCUGGCCAGGCAUCAGGCCAUGGUGGCCGGCCCCCCCGGCAGCCCCACAUAUGGCUACACCACCCCGGAGGAGAGGCGCCCGACGCUGUCUCGGCAGAGCAGCUCCUCUGGCUACCAGCCUCCCUCCACGCCGUCCUUCCCCGUCUCGCCGGCGUACUACCCCGGCACCAGCACGCCCCACUCCUCCUCGCCGGACUCGGCUGCCUACCGGCAGGGCAGCCCCACGCUGCAGCCUGCGCUGCCUGAGAAGAGGAGGAUGUCGGCCGGGGACCGCUCCAACAGCCUGCCCAACUACGCCACCAUCAACGGCAAGAUGUCCUCACCCCUCUCCAGUGGCAUGUCCAGUCCCAGCGGAGGCAGUGCCGUGACUUUCUCCCACACCCUGCCGGACUUCUCCAAGUUUUCCAUGCCAGACAUCAGCCCUGAGACUCGUGCCAAUGUCAAGUUUGUCCAAGACACUUCCAAGUACUGGUACAAACCAGAGAUCUCCAGGGAGCAGGCCAUCACGUUGCUGAAGGACAGGGAGCCGGGGGCUUUCAUUAUCCGCGACAGCCAUUCCUUCCGGGGAGCCUACGGCCUUGCCAUGAAAGUAGCGUCCCCACCUCCCACGGUCAUGCAGCAGAACAAGAAAGGAGACAUCACCAAUGAGCUGGUGAGGCACUUCCUCAUCGAGACCAGCCCACGGGGUGUGAAACUAAAAGGAUGUCCCAAUGAGCCCAAUUUUGGGUGCCUCUCGGCUCUAGUGUACCAGCACUCCAUCAUGCCCUUGGCCCUGCCCUGCAAGCUGGUCAUUCCUGACCGAGAUCCUACUGAGGAAAAGAAAGAUGCAGCGUCAGCCACCAACUCCACCACGGACCUCCUCAAACAGGGUGCGGCUUGCAACGUCCUCUUUAUCAACUCGGUGGAGAUGGAGUCGCUCACUGGCCCCCAGGCCAUCGCAAAAGCUGUCUCCGAGACGCUAGUUGCCGACCCUACACCCACUGCUACUAUCGUCCACUUCAAAGUAUCCGCGCAAGGCAUCACCUUAACAGACAACCAGAGGAAAUUGUUCUUCCGACGACACUACCCCCUCAACACCGUCACCUUCUGUGACCUGGAUGCCCAGGAAAGAAAGUGGACUAAAACUGAUGGCAGCGGCCCAGCCAAGCUCUUUGGUUUCGUGGCCAGGAAGCAAGGGAGCACCACGGACAAUGUUUGCCACCUCUUUGCCGAGCUGGAUCCGGACCAGCCAGCUGCAGCCAUCGUCAACUUUGUCUCCCGGGUCAUGCUUGGCUCCGGCCAGAAAAGAUGAGCUGGUGCUCGCGGGUGAUUCUUGAAUUUUGGAGAAGGACUUGGAGCCGAUCUGAGAAGGAGUGCAAGGAAGUGCAUUGUGGGAGAGGGAAGUGAAUCAGAGGGGGGAAAGGGUUGGAAUUUUGGAGGAAAACAGCAAACAACAAAAAACACCAACAAAACUCCUAAGAACUUAACACAAACCAAACACACACAUAAAGGAAUGAAGACCACGCACCUAUGUAACAGAGCCACAGAGUUGCGCCAAAGGGGGAAGGAUGUGGAUGCAUGUCCCAUCGCAGGGAAGGUGAUCAAAGCGAAGCCAGCAGCGAGAGGUGCAUCCCCAGCUUUUGGCAUUGCGGUCCCGAGGCUGGACCAAGCAGUGAUGUUCACUCUGGACUGAACGCGGGAUUAUGACUGACUUGUCAUCUGGAAAAAAGAAGCCACCGGAAAACCCGCAAGAGAAGUUCCAUCCUGACAGCUCCGUUUGCAAACGUCUGUUGCGUGUUUGAAACCACCCAUAGGAAAUAAAACCCUGCCGGCACGUAAGCACCUGCAGAACAACGGAGAAGAUGCCCUUGGAAACCUUCCCUUGCCUGGAUGCAGCAGAGGGUCCUCAUGGGCCCCUGUGCUUCUCCCCAAACCUGCUCACUGCCUGGUGACUUGCUGGGGCACGUGAGGGCUUGGUCUCGAAUCCUCUUGUGCCCUGGGAGUUUGGCCUUGGGCUGAUUUCAGUUGCUAGCCCAGAACCCCGGCAGAGUCCAGGACUGGUCACAGGUGAGCGGUAUGAGUCCGCACGGAGAGGGGUAAUUGCAGCAUUUCCACACACCUCUACAGGUGUGCUUGUGCUCAGCCACAUGCCUGCCGCACGCGGCAUCGUGUCCGGGGACUCCAGCCGCUCUGCGCCUGGGAGAAGGCAAAUACACACCGGCAACUUUCUGGGUUGAUCUAGAGUCACCUCCUGUCCUGCCUUCCCUUUUUCCCUCCUGUCACUAGUCCUCUUUGGCAGUUUUCUCCUGCGGCCUGUCACAUUGUUCUCUUAACAAUAAGAAAAGGAAAGAAAAAUAUUGUAAUAAUAAUAAUAAUAAUAAUAAUAAUAAUAGUGGAUGCUGGCACAGGUGGGUUUUCUGUGCAAAGCAAUGGACCCGUGGCUAGCCCUAUCUCUCUCUUCAGAGAUGUGCAAGCACUUUUUAAAUUGCAUGGACGUUCAGUUGCAUGAAAGGCGAAUGACUACAAGUAACUGAGGCGCUUUUUACAUUUUAUUUUGGAGGCCAUGUUAAAAAAAAAAGGAAGAAAAUUAAGGAAAAAAAAAAAGGACCUGCAGUCACUGGGCAGCUUUGGCUUGGUGGGGAGGUAACAGGUCCUCCGAGAGCCAGCCUGCUCGGCCUGUGCAUCGCCCUGUAGUUGGCCCGCUGGAGGCUCACAUCUCCGAAAGUACUGUCGUUUUGCAGUGACUUAGGUGCCGUCGGCUUUUCCCUUUGCUUCAGGAGGUUCGUGCGGGGUGAGAGGGGGUGAAGGGCAAGCAGAACAACCGUCCCCUGAGCUGUGGCACCGGGUCUAGUGGUGGGGGAGCCCGCAGAGGUCCCCAGCCCCAUUGCAGUUCCCGGUAGGGUCUGGCUGGUGUUGGGGACGCAGGGAGCACAGAGUGUCCUGGUCACAUGUGCAGGUCUGGGGGCAGGAGGAAUAGUCUGGAUGGAGCCACUGGGUUAUUGAAAACAAGGGCUGAGCCCCCUGCUACAAGCAUCCCCCACUUUGAAGCCCCCCGAGCUGGAUGGGGAUGGCUGUGCCACCAGCAUCCCAACCUCCUGGUGUGCUGCGGCGGGUGCUGCAGAUGCAGCAACCUAACGGAUGGGCUCUGCAUGGGGAGCAGGAGCCAGGCAAAUGCAGAAGCCAAGAGCUGCUUCAGAGAAAUCUUCAGUGCAAAGUGGCCCAGAUAGGCUGUUGGGGGCAAAAAUUCGAAACAGUACUACAGCCCUGCAGAGCCCCCCGGAGAGCUUGCCUCCCUCAGACCGCCCUGGCCUUGAUAGCUAUAAUAUAUAUAUGGGCUAUGCUGACAAAAUAUUGUAAGCUAAUGAAAUUUUAAGGAGGAAAAAAGGUUCAAUUUACACUCCAAAAAUAUUUAGUUUUGCCAUAUUGCUUUCUGCGCAUCAUAUCUCCCCCAUUUUAUCCGCCUCCCCUCCUUUCCCUGCCCUGGGGAAACACCUGCAUGUUACGAGAAAAUCAAGAGCUGGGAAAAUGCGACCGGAGCAAACCUGCAGCUCUCGAGGAGGGUGAGCGACUUCGGCCCUUCCCGGGUGCAGGGCCCUCUGAGUCCUCCCCUUUCCCCUUUCGGCUCCCCCCGACCUGCUGCCGCUGGGAGCUGCAGAGCAUGCGAGCGGCAGGCGCGGCGGGCGGGCAUGCGUGUGACCGUGAGCGUGAGCGUGUGCAUGUGCGUGUGCGUGUGCGAGAGAGCGAGCGAGUGGCGUGGGCGUGCGGAGGGGGCUUUCGUUGCUGGAGACUUGUUAUAAGGCGUUGGAUAUGGAGUGGGGAGUUGGUUGCGAGACUGCGGCAAGAUGGGGGGCAUCUGGGGGGGGGCUUCCCCUCCUGCUGCUGCUCCCCAUCCGCAUGGAUGUGAGGAUCUUUUAAUUUUGACGUUUCAAAAGCGAUUCCCUCCUUCUGCGAAAUUCAAGCAAGAUGGAAAAAAGAAAUCUCACCCGUAAUCCCCUCACCCUGCCUUUAACCAAUUAGAGAAACACUGUGUUUAUAGAUAUAUAAAUAUAUAUUUUUGAAAGUCUCUAUUUUUCAGACUUCAUUUUCUCACCGCUAAGAAAGAAAAGAGAUGAUAAUAAUGUAAUUUUAUUUUAAUCUGCUGCCUCGGAAACCAGUGCUUGAAACUCCUAUUCAUUUUUUUUCUCUCCGUAAAAUGAAGCAGAAUAAAGCACCCCGGAGAUGUCACGUAUAAACCGACCACAGCAGAUACAUGCAGAUAACAUCACGCCUGCUUCGAGCUGUGACCCGCUCACAGCUUAAAUACUAACUCACUAGGUGAAGACAGAGAUUUAGACCACGUCCAAAUCUUGAACACUAAUAAAAUCGUCCGACGAUUAUAUAUAUAUUUUUAACACAGAGCUAAUCACCUUCCAGUGGCGUAGCCAGAUGUUUGUCAGCUACCUUUAAAGGCACUUUUCUUCUUUUAGCUCCUUUUUUUAAGUUACAUUAUCAUGUGUAACUACCCUUUCUGUCCCCAGUUCCCUGGAAGAGACCAUCAGCUGGUGUUGAGGGAUCGCUCAGGUCCCCGUGCCGACCGGGGCCCACAGGGACCUAGUACCAUGUUGAUAUUUUUCUUUACGAAAGGGACAGAAAAGAUUCUUUGGUUUUUCUUUGGUUUUAAAUGCAGUCAUGGUAUUUGAGAUUCGAGCUUGUGCGAGUUAAGCCCAGCGUAUGUUUCGUUGUAAUCACACUGCCGUUUUCAGCAGCCGGACGUUAUCUCUCUCACACACACAAAGAACUCACAUCCCUCAUUCAUGCACAAAGAACUGCAUAUAUUCUUGCCAAAGAUAUCCUUAAAAACGCACUUUUCCCCACAUAUAUAUAUAUAUAUAUAUAUAUUUUUGUGUGUGUGUAAAUUUAUCGUAUGUGCCCUUUUUAUGUCGGUUCAUUCUUCAGAGAACCCCUUUCCCACCCCUCUUCCCUUUGCUGUCGAUUUUGCUACCGGAAAUGCUCCCAAUGGAGGUUUGUUUGCUGCAUGUCCCAAAAAAGUGGGCGAUCUGUCACAGAGCUGACCCUGGGGUGGGGGAUCCUGUUAGCUGAGGACCAGCAAGGUGAGUGGUGCCUGGCCUUCUCUACGGCACGUGAGACAUGGGAUGCCCAUUCACGGCAUCUGCCUCCAGCUAUGGCACCUGGAAACGAUUUUGGGAAGCAUCUGUGUCACUGUGUGCUGAGGGGAUGUGCCGUGGACCCAAGCGGGUCCCAACUUCUCACAGUCUUUCAUGUGGGCGAAAGCAGCGAAAGGGGGAACUCAUUCCCCAUUCAUUUAGGCAGUCAAAUUGUGCAAAACUCGGGGUUGCUCUGGAUGCAACAGUUGCAGUGUGGAUCUCCCACCCGUGAGUGCAGGGAGUGGUCGGGCUGGCCUUGGCCCCCUCUGCCAGCCCAGGGCCAUGUGCCGGCUCGGCCCAGCCUCCCAGCGUUGAUUUUCUCAUCAAGUUUGAAAGACUGAACCAAAGGGCAAAGUGUGCUGGGGCUGAGCAAAUUCCCACCCAGCAGGUCGGGUGGGGAAAGGAACCAGUUGCCCCAAAAACCUGGACAGCAGCAGCAGCAACAAAAAGCAAAACCUCCCCAUUGGAGCAGGCAGGAAGGUCAGACAGCAAAGGAGCCCGCAGGGGCUUGUUUGAUUUUGUUCGUUUGUUUUGCAUAUUGUGAGGUUGGUUUGGGGUUACUAAUUUUUUUUCCUUAAAAAGGAAAAAAAAAAAAGGAAAAGGAAGCAACCCGAUGUUUCUGUUGGUGGAUCCUGUUCUGCCGUGUUACGCGUGUUAUUUUUGUUGUUUUUGUUGCUUUGGGAACGUUACAGAUUUAUUUGCUAAUCAGUGUUAAUGAACAGUUUAAAACUUUUAGACUUUCCCAUUUCUGUGUAUUUAUAUAGAUGGAAAAAUACGUUAUAUUUUGUAUCUUUGUGCCCAUAAUGUGGUCGCGUGUGUAAAGAUGACUUCAGUCACACCAUGUCCAUGUGCGAAUGUGACUCUGCUUUCGUCUUCCCCUUUGUACAGAUGUCUGAUUCUUUGCAGUUCAUUGUAUGGCUUUAUAAAAUGGUAAAAACAAAAAUCAGUUAUAUAAAAUAUACUGUUGCUUGGAAUGCCA